Molecule: messenger RNA, 3060 nt
Organism: Sycon ciliatum
Lineage: Eukaryota; Metazoa; Porifera; Calcarea; Leucosolenida; Sycettidae
Product: polycystin-1-like protein 3
Exons: 13
Coding region: 149-2356 (735 amino acids)
Molecular function (GO): protein binding
Source: RefSeq, a predicted model, not a curated record
GAUAUCAUGCAGAUGCAGUAUUUUCAGUCCAUCGACAAGUAUUUCUCAUAUUUUCAACAUAUUUCUCCAGGAUGGAGAAGGAGUUCCUUCCAGUUGCCCCUCGUGUGUCUUUGAGCUACCGUUUUCUGCGGACGUACUAAUAUGCAAGAUGAUACCACGAGAAGAAGUCGCUCUUUACGUGCGAGGGUAUCUUGAAGAUGAGCAAAUGCACCGUACUCUCAGCGCAUUCAAUCAGGAGUGCAAGCUUAGAUUGCCAGAGAAGCCUCUGGAAAAGAAGCUGUCGACAGUUCUUGCGGAGCACCGCGACGCAUGUGGCUCCGGAGAUGACCUGGAUAUGCCGCAGUUGUGGAAAAGAGUAGAUGUUCUCCUUGGGCAUCUCAGAUUCAUGACAAUGCCACGGCCAGCGACGAGUGCUCGCUCUCAGCACUAUCGCUCCAAGCGCGGCAACUCCAUUCUGCACGACCAGCGUCGUGGCGUUCAGCCGUUCACCGUCAUGCCGCAGCACGCCGACAAGGACGCGCAGCAGCGCUGGCAGCAGCAGGCACGCAGCCCUGCACCCGCACACUCCCUGGCGGCGGCGAGCAAUCAGCUGACGACGACGGCCUCGCCGCAAGAGCAGCAGCACGCCGAUCACUCCGACACGCCGCCGCCGUCCGUUUUGCCUCACGCGAUGGACUAUCCGCCGCUGAUGUCCGUCGGCGAAGACACCGCUCAGCUAUUGCUGUCGUCUUCUGACGGCCAGAGAGCGGAUUACGGUGCAGCCGCACCUCCUGCUGCCAGCGCUGUCUCCGCUGGACACCUUCGUUCGCCGCGGCGGAAAAGCAUGCGGCCGCGGCGAAAGCAACCGCUGACCGAGUCACCGAUCAAGGACAGGUUACGAAAGCCUACAUCUGCGGAGCACUUAGUGGAGACGAUCCUGUCGACGCCCAGCUUGCAGUUGAAGCUGGCCAAUGAAAUCAACCAUCAUCACCUCACUGGAAGUGGGUUGCUGAGCGAGGUGGAAUCGUCGUCAGCAUCACCCGGACAGCUCGACGACCAUGCGUACGGCGGGGUCGACUCUAGAGCCGGGGAUGUCGGCCUGGCGACGACUGAUACGCCGCCAACAGCAGCGGGAGCGGCGGACGUCAGUGAGGCGAGUGUUGGCGACUUGCCCGCGCCACCGACUGGCCAGCAGCUGGACGCCAGUGCCGACGACACGGUGUCGCGCGUGCUCGAGUGGAUGCACAACGAUCCGGCGUUCGGCGACCUGCCCUGGUCUGAACUCGAGCCAAGAGGUACUACUACUGCCGCUGCUGCUACAACUUCAUCAGCUAUUGGCAACAACAUUGGACAUAGCAAACCGGGUGAUGUGCAGUCGUCGCUCUUGUCUUCGGUUGCCAAUCCAAUCAAUCCGCUGCUCCUGACGCCGUCGAAGAUGAUGACGAUCGCUGACACGGUGCCGACGUUCUCCACCUUCGAGUACAGCCCGUCGGUGAUCAGCCAAGUCCUCAGCUCGAUCAGCACUGUGCCUGAUGCUGCUGCGGCUAGCGUGGAGGACCAUACUGGUCGUACUGCUGGUGCUGGUGGUGUACGGAUAGACUUAGGUCACUUGCCCUCGUCAACGCCCUGUACAUCGUCUUCUCUCUAUCCGGACCGAACUUGUAAUAUGGUCGCCACGUCCAUCUGCAACAGCAGCAGCAAGAUCACCAGUGUCACGACUGCAGCGAGCGCAGCGAGGAGCACCGCCGCCAGCUUAGGAGAACACCCCUCCAUCGACUUUGCCGCAUCCGGCGGCCAGGCAAACGGCAUUGCGCCGUCUCAGUCGACAGCAAUUUCUUCAAGUUCUCACAACUCGGUCGGCAGUGUUGAUAGGUUCUCGUCGCUUGCACCUGGUGCUGAUCGACUCGCCUCCGACUAUCCCAAUCGACGUGCCCAUGUUCGCUCGCUGGACUUCAGCAGUGCACCGCCAGCUGUGUCCCCGGCCUCGUCCUCGCCGCCGCCCCUCGUAUCCGGAGUGGUUGCCGCCGCCAACAUUGCCUCGUUUGUGCAGAGCACCGUGUUUGCCGUGCUCCCGCCUCAGGAUUCGUCCCCGGUGCGCAAUGUACUGCGGCCUGCGGCUGCGGUGGCUCUGGAUGAGAGACUGUCCAGUAGUACCACUGCUGCUGCCAGCUCAUCACGGCCGCAGCCUGCGCCGGACCUCUCUGUGAGUCAAAGCGUGGCAAUGGCAUCGAUUUCAGGCAGCUCAUCAAGCCGCUCCGACGAACCGCCAAAGAAGAAAAAGAAGAAGAAGAAAUCAAAGCAGCAGCAUGAUGAGCUGGAGGCGUUUCCGGCCAAUGUCGACGUGGACGGGUUUCUUUCUCAGCUGUCGUAUGACUGAGCAUGACGCAGUGUGUGUGUGUGUGUGUGUGUGUGUGUGUGUGUGUGUGUGCAGUGUGACCUGACCUGACCUGGUGUGGCGGCGGUGCACGCCCGUGAGCUGAUCGAUACCUCUGUGUGUGUGUGUGUGCGUGUGCGUUUAGUGUUACAUAGUGUGGCCGGUGGGGAACUUGUCCCGCCAUCUAGUAGUCGUGUCCCGAACGAACUUGAUUUCUCACACGUGUGCCGGAAUAGAUCCUUAUUGUAGACCAGACUACCCGUGGACACAGUUUCAAGCGACACCCUGCUUGUAGUGGCUGACCACAUGUACAUGUACUUGGACACUGAUUUUAUUAUCUGUGUGCACUAUCGCCAGGCAUGCACGUUGAUCCGGCAGGCUCGUUUGCACUGCUCCCCCCUCUCUCUCUCUCUCUCUCUCUCUCUCUCUCUCUCUCUCUCUCUCUCUCUCUCUCUCUCUCUCUCUCUUUCUUCCUUUCUCUCUAUCACUUUUGGAGCUGUGUUGUGGGUGAGGAGCCCAAGCAGGUCGUGACAUGUCCGUCUCUUUAUUUUUUUAUCAUCUCUCUUGGUAACUUUGAACUAGUAAUUUAGCAGCUUUACUACUGGCCUGUUCUUGCGAUCAUCGUUUUUAUCAUACCAGUAACAACAGACAUAAUUUCACCACAUGUGCAACUUUUUUUAAAAUACAUGUGGCUAAAGUGUUCAUCA